Molecule: messenger RNA, 2548 nt
Organism: Sardina pilchardus (European sardine)
Lineage: Eukaryota; Metazoa; Chordata; Actinopteri; Clupeiformes; Clupeidae
Gene: mst1
Product: macrophage stimulating 1
Exons: 18
Coding region: 271-2412 (713 amino acids)
Biological process (GO): regulation of receptor signaling pathway via JAK-STAT; proteolysis
Molecular function (GO): serine-type endopeptidase activity; receptor tyrosine kinase binding
Source: RefSeq, a predicted model, not a curated record
CGCCUGUGUGGGUGUUCACAGCGACGUCAGGACAAUUUGUGGCCUUUCCUAAAAUAUUUAUUCCGUCAUACAGCCAUGUUGUAACAUAGCCUACAUUAAAUGUAUCACGGAUAGGCUAUUCAAUUUCGCUCACAAACAAACGGUCAUUUUUUUAUGAAGCUUUUCAGAAAUCAGCCAGGACACCCGGCGAUCACUAGACUAAACAGUUUUCGGACAAGUUCCAGCUGGACCAUCCGCAGGCUACCUGCGAGAGUCACCGCAUGAGCAACUAUGUACACGGUUUUCUUCAGCACGUUUUUUGUUUUUUGGAGUUUUCUCGCCGUCGACGGAAGUCGCAGUGCUCUCAAUGACUACCAGCGCUCCGAGGGGAGGGAGCUGGUGGCUAAACCCUGGAAUGCAGAGAGGGUGCGUCUGAUCCCCGGCCUCACGCUGGAGCAGUGCGCCCAGAGAUGUACGGAGGGAACGGACUGCAGGGCAUUUAACUAUGAGACUCGUCCGACUAUCGCCUGCAAACAGCUCCCCUGGGUUGGAGACGGAGACAACGCAGAGGUCAAAAGGAAUGUGAACUGUGACCUUUAUGAGAAGAAAGUGUAUGUGAGGAAGUGCAUUGUGGGAAAGGGAGAAGACUACCGUGGGAAGGUGUCUCUGACAAAAAAUGGCCACAAGUGUCAGCAGUGGUGGUCAAAGUUCCCUCACGACCACAGAUGGACUCCCACUAGCACUAACGGCUUGGAACUGAAUUACUGUCGGAACCCAGAUGGGGAUCCGAUCGGGCCUUGGUGUUACACCACUCACCCUGAGCACCGCUACGAGAGCUGCAACAUUCCGCACUGCAAAAACGAGGUGUGCAUCACGUGUAAUGGCGAGGACUAUCGGGGGCAGGUGGACCACACUAAGACGGGUCGGGAGUGCCAGAGAUGGGACCAGCAGCACCCUCACCAGCACAUCUACCAGCCUGAGAAGUACCCAGAGAAAAGCCUGGAUGAUAACUACUGCCGCAACCCUGAUGCGUCCCCAGUCCCCUGGUGCUACACCACUGAUCCUCUGGUGGAGAGGGAGGACUGUGAGAUCCGCAAAUGUGAGCCUCCUGAGGUUCCGAAGCGGCGCCUGCGCUCCAGUUACACCACCAACUGUUUCCGUGGCCGCGGGGAGGAUUACCGGGGCAAAGUGAACGAGACGACCUCAGGGAUCCCCUGCCAGCGCUGGGAGGCCCAGCGGCCUCACAUUCACCCCUUCUACCCACACACUUACGAGUGCAAGGGUCUGGAGGAGAACUACUGUCGGAACCCAGAUGGAUCCGAAGCCCCCUGGUGCUUCACGUCAGUUCCGGAGAUGCGCACCGCACUGUGUCUGCAGAUCAAGCGCUGUGCUGACGACAUUGAGGCUGAAGAUUGCUAUCAUGACAGUGGAAAGAACUACAGGGGUACGGUCCAGAAGACCCGCAAAGGCAUCAACUGCCAGAAGUGGAGUGGGCAUACCCCACACAAAACCAAGAUCAACCAAAAGACGAACCCAGAUGCAAACCUGACAGAGAACUACUGCCGCAACCCAGAUGGGGACCUGCAUGGACCCUGGUGUUACACCACGGAUCCCAAGACAGAGUUUGAUUACUGCGCCAUCAAACGCUGUGAUGGAGUGGUCACUGAGCCCAGUAUCAGACCACCAGAGAAAGUUGAGUUCAGUGAGUGCGGGAAGCGAGAGAACCGACCUUCCCCAAAGUUGCGGAUCAUUGGAGGCUUACCAGGAAACUCUCCCUGGACUGUCAGCCUCCGAGACAGAAAAGGGAACCACUUCUGUGGAGGAUCGCUGGUAAAUUCCAAGUGGGUCAUCAGCACAAAGCAAUGCUUCUCCUCCUGCUAUGUGGAUCUUACUGGGUACUCUGCAGUGAUGGGAACUCUUUUCCGCGACCCCAAAGCAGGAGAGCCUGACAGGCAGGUCAUCUCCCUCACCAAGAUCGUCUGUGGACCCUCAGAGUCCCACCUGGUGAUGCUGCAGCUGGAGAAGCCAGCACAGUUUAAUGAGCGCGUGUCUCAGAUCUGCCUGCCCCCAGAGCGAUACAUUGUUGCAGAGGACACCACCUGUGAGAUCGCUGGGUGGGGGGAGACCAAAGGUACAGGGGAUGAGUCUGUGUUAAACGUCGCUCAAAUGGUUGUCCUUAGCAACAAGGAGUGCAACAAGUACUUCCGAGGUCGCGUGAAGGAGAACGAGAUGUGCACUACGGCUUUCCAAGGACCUGUGGGUGCCUGUGAGCGAGAUUACGGAGGGCCCCUGGCCUGCGAGUACAGCGACUGCUGGGUGCUGGAGGGCGUCAUUAUCCCCAUGCGACGGUGUGGUCACCCCGGACAGCCUAACAUCUUUAUCCGCGUCUCUGCCUACGUGGACUGGAUCAAGAAGGUCAUGGUCAUGGCUUAGUAGUCGAGAGCCACCUCUGCACACCCCCACGCCCCCGACGCUUUUUUUAAAGAUAAUGGUCCAAAUUUAGGCAUAAGCACAAAGAUCCUGCUGUUAUUUUUAUCUAUGAACAUUACACUCUUUCUACACAUAAGAA